AUGCACAUAGAACGGAGGAUCUUGAGCUCAUAUUUUCUGCGACCGGGACGUUUGAAAAGAGUGAUUUACUGUCACAAAUACCGAAUUCGAGCCUAUAGUGGGUCAGAUCAGGAGGGUCGAAACUUAGAAUUGUUGAAAUCAUGGACCCAGACUUCCAGCUGUGACGGAGCGUCUGGAAAUCAAAAAAGCAUUGCUCGCAAGAAAAACGAGGCAAAGUUAAGGGAGAUUGGACAGAUAAAUUGCGUUCGGGAUGCUGAUUUUCUGAACUUUUGGAAACAAGUUUUUGUGGCUGCACCGUUGUCUGUUGCCGAUCAAGUGGUGGAAAUGCGGCAAUCGAAAAACGUCGUCUUUAUACUUGAGGAUUUACUUGUUUUGCUGGAACAGUUACAAAGUUUGGAGCGAUUCCGGGACAUAGAUAUGAUCUACAGAGCCUAUGAAGGUAAUUUGCCGGAAUUAGCCAAAUCUUGCAGUGCGCAAGCUUAUUCGAGGUUCCUUGGUCUAAUUUUGAGGGCAGAAUUUGGGCUCCGGAAUUUCCAAACAUUUGAACGUCUCUUCUCGCAUUACAUCAAGCAGCCAUACCUGGAGUCAGCGAUAGUUGAAUUGGGACUUUUAGCGUUUGUCAAGUCCAAGAAUUUCCCACUAGCAAAAGAAUUUUACAAUCAAAUACUGAAAAAUCAAGAAACGUUUCCCAUUACCUCGAGUGGGUUCCAUAAAUUCGCGUUUGAAAUAUUUAAAACUUCAGACUUAAAUGCCAUGAAAGCUGUACUCAACCUGUGGCUCGAAAAUGCGAGACAAUCACAACUUUUGCCACAGAAGAGGACGAUGAUGCUAUUUCACCAGCUUUCUUUGCGUUAUGGAGAUAAGCAGGCAUUUGAAGCUCUAAUAAAACGAAAUGAGCUCAAAAGUUUACAAUAUGCUGACAGCUUGGAAUACAAAUUUUGUAAUUUUUGCCAUGCGGUACAUUCUCAUCAACUAACUGACAAAGAGAUGAUUGUUCAAAAAAUGGACUCUUUCAUUGACCAAAUUGAAGGCACAGGAGGCAACAAUUUUUACUACCGCAUGCUACAAAUCGCUGUAGCAGCGGACGAUUUUCAGUUGAUAAACCAUAUCAUGUCGCAUGUCUCAAGGGACACGUCCGUGUCGCUGAACGAAGAAUAUCAUAAAUAUAUCGCACACAUUUUUGUCAAAAGGGGCCAGCUAAGAGCGCUAAUUGAUUAUUUUCUGCAUGCCGUGAGGCCGCUCAAGGGAGGUCAUCUUACAAAAGUGUUCGUCGAGCAACUAUGGUCUUGCGCACUUCAGAAUUAUCCUAUGUUGUCAAAGGAGUUUACAAAUGACCUGCGGUUACUAUUGAACAAGCCCAUUUACCUAAAACAGUACUAUUGGUUAGAGCACGUCUUAUGGACCAAAAUGAUAAGUGAUCUACGGACGAAAACAACCAAAGAAUAUGGUAAAAAUUCUAGAUUGGCUCUUGAUGAUGGCUUCGACGAACCACGCUUGCUAAGAAAAGUUGAGCAGCAUUUUAAAGAGGGUGAUUUCCUUUCGGUCAGAGCAACGAUUCAAGAGCGUGUCAUAUUAGGGGUCAAACCGCAUUUCGUGGUAUUUUACUCCCUCCUGAAGCUGGCUUUGAAAUAUUCUGUUUCCACCGGCGAGUGGAUCGAUGACCUGCUUCGCCGCUCGCAUUUCAACAUUCCAUUAAAGGUAGAUAUCUUGUGGCUCAGACAAAAUGUAUUCCACACGUACCGGGAGCUUUCUCGCACACACGUUGCGUCGGCCAGCCACUCUGAUGCAUUUCUUGUAGCCACGACAAAAGUUCGCGAGUUCGAGGAGAAACACAAAGACGCGCUCAACUUCCAAAACUACUUGCAACUGGUAUCCAUUUUACUGGGACUCAAGGACCACUCUGGCGCCGUGCAAUUAUUGAAUUCCAGCAAGAAGAAAAUCAACAAAUCUGAUGCUCGCGAACUCAAUAUGUUUUAUUCAACUGCAUUGAGAACUUAUGCAAGAUCCAGAGAUAUUGAUGGAUACCUCCGCUCUCUCCAGAACUGGAACUCCGACACCAAUGCUUCGCUAGUUACCCCUGCCAAUAUUCGAUCCUGCAAGGGUUUCUUCAAAUAUCUCAAAGCCCACUCGGAUCCCACGGUUCCUGAGACACGGAACAGGCUAUCUGCGAUCUUGGCCGAACAGAAGACACUUUUAACGCGAUUCGUCGGUUUAAAAUUCAACGGUCUAAACGAUAUGCGACUUUUGGUAAGAUUUUUGAAAGAAUGGGCUGACGCCGACGUACAACUCAAAGGAUACAAAGGCGUUAAGAAAAAGGUUUGCCCACCGGAUACUCAAGCACCAUAG
Molecule: messenger RNA, 2346 nt
Organism: Lachancea mirantina
Lineage: Eukaryota; Fungi; Ascomycota; Saccharomycetes; Saccharomycetales; Saccharomycetaceae
Source: the annotation of a GenBank genome assembly